CAGGCUGUGUUGUUUCCAGGGUCCAACCUCAGCACCGACCUGCGGGUGGUGCUGGUGGGUCAGGAGAGAGUCGGCAAGAGUUCAACCGGAAACACCAUCCUGGGCAGUAAAGUGUUUGAGAACCGCUUCACCACCAGACCUCUGACGAUCCACAGUGAGAAGAGCGAGGCCAAUAUCAUGGGUCGCCGAGUGACGGUGGUGGACACCCCAGGUCUCUUUAGCUCUCAGCUGUCUAAACACGACUUGAAGACGGAGCUGGAGAAAGCGCUGACGCUCAGUAGCCCUGGUCCUCACGCCUUCCUCCUCACCAUCCAGCUGGGGAGGUUCACUGAGCAGGAGCAGCAGGGGCUGCAGAGGCUGCAGAAGAUACUGGGUCCUGGUGUCUCCAAACACAUUGUGCUGCUGUUCACCUACGGGGACCGGCUGGAAGACAUGGACAUCUCGGAGUUUGUAAGAGAGGACCAGAACCUGUGUAAGCUGCUCGACAAGUGCAGUGGCCAGUACCAAGUGUUCAACAACAGGGAGGUGGACAACAGGGAUCAGGUCACAGAGCUGCUGAAGAAAGUAGAGGAGGUCUCCCAGAGGGGGUGCUGUUUUUACCAGAAGACGUCUCGUUUUGAUUUGAUUAACAAAUUUGUUGCCUGUUGUGGCUGUUGUGCCUGUUGUGGCUGUUGAAGACCCAUCGCCAGACCUCAGUCUUAAGGGGGGCAUAUGAAAUGCAUGGGGGGCACACAUAUUAGCCUACAGUAAGUAUUUUAACAAAUCCUAUAAUCUAAUUGCACAGCAUGUAAUCAUCACGUUAAACAUAACCAACAGCAAUAUGACCAGGUAUAGCCUACAACCAGUGCUUAAUUUGUGAAUCAUAAGGUGCUGGAACGCAAAGUAUAGACGGGCACAGGUCCAGGAACGCAUACAGAAAAUGGUGCUGAACAACAGCAUGUAAAUGCCCACUUACAAUGCUGACUUACAAGCCUCAAUAUCAAAUAAUAUCCAUGGUAUAAAUGUUAUGACAAUACAUUACAAUAAUUAAAAGCCCACAUCACCACAGGAUUUACCAUAGGUGUCAAAUACGCUGGGGACACUGUCCCCAGCACUAUUUAUGAUCAACAAUUUUGUUCCAACCACUAAAAUGUUUAUCAAUUUAUCAUUAACACUCGAACUACCUGAGAUUAUGUACCUACUAGAAAUACCAUAGUUAAUAAUUAAUUAAUAAUGAUACCAUAAUUAAUUUGCUUAUAAUUUCAAUAAUCAAAGUGCAAAUAAAUAGAUGUGUAAUGUAAAUACAGGUGAUAGUAAAUAUAAGGAAGCAAAAUGUGAUGUGGAUUCAAAAUUUCAAGUUGAACUGCUUCUACUGGACUUUGGCUGUUUCUACUGGACUUGAACUGCCUCUGUUGCUUGUACUGUCAAACUUCCUAAUCGAUCAUCUAUUUAGUUAUUGAUCCACAAACUAUAUAGGUUUUACUGUGUAUGUGUCAUGAACAACUGAUUACCUGAGGAUCAAUAAAGUCCAUCUUUGUCUUCA
Molecule: messenger RNA, 1522 nt
Organism: Solea senegalensis (Senegalese sole)
Lineage: Eukaryota; Metazoa; Chordata; Actinopteri; Pleuronectiformes; Soleidae
Product: GTPase IMAP family member 6-like
Exons: 1
Molecular function (GO): GTP binding
Source: RefSeq, a predicted model, not a curated record